Pogoniulus pusillus (Red-fronted tinkerbird) is the source of this 6438-nucleotide messenger RNA. RefSeq names its product KLF transcription factor 7 (gene KLF7). Gene Ontology annotation, biological process: regulation of transcription by RNA polymerase II. The coding region runs from base 209 to 1099 and encodes 296 amino acids. The transcript is spliced from 4 exons. Lineage: Eukaryota; Metazoa; Chordata; Aves; Piciformes; Lybiidae. The record is from RefSeq and is a predicted model, not a curated record. Gene Ontology annotation, molecular function: RNA polymerase II cis-regulatory region sequence-specific DNA binding; DNA-binding transcription factor activity, RNA polymerase II-specific.
CCUCGCCGUGCCUGCCGCGCUGAUUGUCUCUCUCUUUCUCUCUGUUUUUUCAAAGUGUGACUGAAACAAAACAAAGCCAAAGGGACGCUGGAUCUAUCAUUGGUUGCUUUUUCUCCUCCUUUUUUUUUUUUAUGAUCAAAAACAAGCCCCCACCCGAGCAAACAAACACACACAAAAGCAGAAAGAAAGGGUCUUGCUCAGCAGCAGCAUGGAUGUCUUGGCUAGUUAUAGUAUAUUCCAGGAACUCCAGCUUGUCCACGACACCGGCUACUUCUCAGCUUUGCCAUCCUUGGAGGAAAACUGGCAGCAGACAUGCCUGGAGCUGGAGCGAUACCUUCAGACUGAACCACGGAAGAUGUCUGAGACCUUUGGUGAGGAUUUGGACUGCUUCCUUCAUGCUUCCUCAGCCCCAGAUGCAGAGGACAAUAUCCGGCGGCUGGACCCCAUCCUUUUACCAGUGGAGACGAGUAUGUGUGACAAAAGUGUGAACAUGGACAUCAUCCUCUCACGGGACAAACUACUAUCUGAGACGUGUCUCAGCUUACAGUCCACCAGCUCUUCCACAGAAGGCUACACAGCUGUCAACCAGGCCCAGCUCAAUGCAGUAACCUCAUUAACACCCCCUUCCUCUCCAGAGCUCAGCCGCCACCUUGUAAAAACCUCACAGACUCUCUCAGCAGUGGACGGCACAGUGACAUUAAAAUUGGUGGCCAAGAAAACAUCACUCAGCUCUGUGAAAGUGGGUGUAGCAACAGCAGCUGCAGGGACAAUAAAAGGAGGGCAAAGUGACAGUGAACAAGGAGGUACAGGGGCAGAAGCAUCCCCAGAAAACAAGAAGAGAGUUCAUCGCUGUCAGUUCAAUGGGUGCCGGAAGGUUUAUACAAAGAGUUCCCACUUAAAGGCUCACCAGAGGACUCAUACAGGUGAGAAGCCUUACAAGUGCUCAUGGGAAGGGUGCGAGUGGCGUUUUGCACGGAGCGACGAGCUCACGAGGCAUUACAGAAAGCACACGGGUGCAAAGCCCUUUAAAUGCAACCAUUGUGACAGGUGUUUUUCCAGAUCUGAUCACCUUGCCCUCCAUAUGAAGAGACACAUCUAAAUAGCAGUCAGCUUGGCAUGGAUGUCAUCUGAGCUAAGUGUUGUGAGAUGAAGGUGGAACUCAAUUACAACACACUACCUUGCAGGAGAAGAGGACUUGAUCACCUGUAAUUCUCUGUACAGAGGCCACUCACACUGUCAUGCACCCAGUUACUUCAGUACAUACAUCGGUUCUUUAUGCCUUGCCCCAGCUGGAUGGGAGAAGAUGCAAGCAAGGAAAUGGUAUAGAUGUGAAGUGAAUGAGAAGGAACAAUUGCUUACAGUCCUUCGUCCCUCUUGGAUUUGUUUCCUGGUUUUGCCAAUGGAAAUCAAAGAAAACCGAGAAGGCUUCCUUGCAGGCAGACAGCCGUGGGACGGGCUUAGUUAACUUGCUUCUAAGUGCAACUCAGUAGGAGAAUAUGUUGUCUUGAAGUUGCAUAUUUGUAGCACUAACUUUCUUUUUAAAUAGAUGGGGGGAAAACAAUGACCUAGAAAACCAAAUCCCAGUUUGGUAGCCAAAAUUAACCUCUUGGUUCAUUUGUUCUUUGUCCGAGAAUUCCUAAUGUUCAGCGCAUCAAACUUCUCACAGACACUUUGACCUGUCUUGGUUUUGGUUCUUCUUCCUAGAACUGAGCUAUUGAGAUCCUUUUAAGUCAAUACCAGUGGCCUUAAUGGCAGUAGACUGUGGAGUGACACUUGUGACACAAAUACCCUCUUUUUGGCCUGAGUUUUUGUAGACUUCAUGGAGGACUAUAUUUUUGUUGGUUAUUGUUAUUUUAAUUUUUGUUUUGGCUAUUGCACAACAUAUGCACUAAGGACUCUGGAAGCUGCUGCCAUGAUGGCUAAGUGGCCAAGGGAUAACUCCAUGAGAAAUGGCACCUAAUAUCUCUCUAGGCCUCACCUUAUUGCCAUAGCUAGGACUUCUUGUUUAUUUGUUGAACAAAAAACUUUAAAAGCUGAUUUGGAAGCUUAAACAUUUUUUCUCUUUUCUCCACAAACAAGUGAUCUUCAGAACUCCUUGUCUUCACCUGGACAUUGAUCUGGGACUGGCCACACAGGCAUGACUACAGGAUUCCUUCCACAUCAUGUGAGCAUGUUAGCCACAACCCACAGUGACUUAUAGAUGAAUUAUGUUGCUUUUUCUUGCUGUUCUUCUAUUAACCAAUUUGAAACACUAGACUUCUGUUUGUGUAAAGAGCACCUGCAGACAUUUUCAUUUAAAGCUAAUGUUUGUUGAGUAUCUUACACAUACACACACACACACAAAAAAAAAAUCAAGCCAAAAAUCCUCCUCCAGUGUCUGAGUGGGAAAUUGAGAACCGCUUCCAUGUACAAUGGCUUCAUUCAGCAUUAACCUUUUAAAGAAUCUAUCAAAGUCCUCUUUUUAUGCAUCAAGUUGAUGCUGUAGCCUGCUCCUGUAUGAAAAUGUGUAAAAAUGUGACCAGUGAAGGAAGGGUUGGAUUUUACAUACAGCACUGAGACUUUUCUGAAUGAUUGGUCUAAAGUAUUACUAGCCUAGAGAUCCAUUUCAGCCUACUGUGUGAACCAUCAAGAAGUGGAGGUCUCAUGCUCACCCUUCAGCCCUAUUGAAAAUUUGAUUUUGGUGGCUCGAAAUGGAUUAAAGUCUUCAUUACAAAAGAGAAACAAACAAAACACAAAAAAAGUAACUUACAUUUGAAACUAUUUGGCCCUGGCCCUGACUCCAAAGACUGCAUUUAGGACCAUGAAAAAUGGCCUAGGCAAGCAGGCAGGUGGUCAUUAGGUUGUAUAUUUUGUAUAUUCUGGGAACAUCCCUACAAGAUGUGUCUAGAAAUGAAACAAAAUGGCGUGUGGUCCAUAAAUGGUUGCUGCUCUUUUAUAUAAUGUAUUAGCAAUUGCCCUUCUUUGACUGUUUUGACUCACUGACUGUUAAAUAUUUCCCUUAAUUUAUGUUUUGGGAGUUAAAAAUGUACUCUUAGGGGAAAAAAGAAAAGAAACUCCAUAGAUGCUUAAGAGCCAUCACCGAGAGAUCCUUGGCACUUGAAUUCUCAGCGUUUUGCAACCUUUGGUUCCAGUGAGAGAUUAAAUUUGCUCAAAAGAUGCUGUUUUUUCCUCACAGUUUUCACAAAACACUGUGACUGUCAACUGAACACUUAGGGGACAGAGGGGAAAUACGAUGUCUGGCUCAUAUGGCAUGAAAUAUGGACCAAAACCUAACCAACUUUUAGGGACGAUAAUGUAACAUUCACAAUAAGAGCAAGAGAGAGUUAAGUAAAGAAAAGAAAAGAAAGACAGAGAGAGAGAGAAAACAAAACAUGAAUUUAUUCCAAAGAUUUAAAACUAGCUAUACUCUAUAUGUGUAUGUAUAUAUGCUUAUAUAUACAUGUAUACAUUUGAAAAUCGUGGAGCACUGCUUGCUGACAAUCUCGUAUUUCUCUACUUCUGUAUUUGCAUACUUUUUAUGGCCAUUCCACUCAGCUGUUCUACUGGGACUGAGGGCCCUGGAAUCCAAUUUGUGUUGGAAUAUAUAGAGCAUCCUGCCAGAUGUCUAAUGGGAACUGAAACCUCAGCUGUGUGAAACUGUAGAGCAUCCAGUCAGUGCAUUAGAUUAAAAAGAAAGAUUAAGAGAAUCCUAGAAUUUCAUUACUGUAGUGUCCUACAAUCUCUACUCUCAAACCCACCACUAUGAUACUCAUUGGCUGUUAACCUGCGUGACUCUUCUCCUUUGACCUCUGAACACACCUGCCUUUAGACAUCAUAUCAGUAGUCUACAAACCUUCAUUAUUAAGUGGCAAUUUAAAUACUAGACUAUUUAAAACUGAAAUAACCAAGCAAGACUGUUUAUUUACUUCCAGUUGUCAUUUAUGGUCUUGUUGGCAUGUUGUUUAAAUAUGGCAGAACAAGGGCCCCGUGAUAAAAACCAUGCUGAAGUUUCUGAUUGUUUUGUCCUAGAGGCAGGCCUUCAUCUAAAGCGUGGAUCCAAAGAGCCUAGAAAACAUAGGAAACAAAAAGAGGGUAAGAGACUUAACUGGAUUCCUCAGGCUCUCAUUGUAGCAGGUCUUAAACUUUGAAGCCAAACUUUGAACUUUGGGACUCUUCUGUUUGCAAAGGGAGAACUUUUCCACCUCUAUACAGGGUGUCCUCAGUCAAUCUCUGGAUUUCAGUUUUUGGGUGCUCAUAUGCAAGUGUCUUAGUCAAAUUUUAACUCACAGCUGAUGUUCUGUAGAAGUCAUCUCCAUUUGGGAGAGGCAUGAUAGGUGACACAUUCCAGACUUUGUCUUUUACAAUGACAAGUUUUAUUUCUUCACAGGUAUUUUAAGCUGUGCUCUUCAAACUUGCCUGAUCUGUUGUAGCUAUAUCCUUUUCGUGUUUCUGUCUCCUUGCUAAAGUUGUACAGUUGUCCUCUAUUUGUAAACUAGGGGUAGAAAUGGAGUUAUGAGGAAAGACUAAUCCUUUUGGCAAGGCUUCUUUGAAGCAAAUCCAAAAAUAAGUGAUUUAGUGACAGAUGAGGACUAAGUUAUCCAGCUGUAGAAAGGAGAAGUUCAGCUCUGUUUCCUUUGUGCUAGAUUUGUCUAUCUGCAAGAGAAGCCACUUUAAGAAAGUCAGAGUGUUGUUUCCAAUGCUGCAGCACCUUGGAUGAGAAGAAAUGGAGGAAAUGUCUCACAAAAUAAUGUACAUAGAGGAAGCAGCUAACACAAAUGUGGUUUUGUGAAUAGCUAAAUAACAUUUUGGAGCAGAGCUGUCAAUCGUAGAAUCAUGCAGGUAGGGAGAGGCCUUUGGAAGCCUUCUUGGCCAACUCCCAGCUAGAUCUGGUUGCUGAGGGCUGUAUCCAGAUGAGUUUUAAAUAUCCCCAAGGACGGAAAUUCUGCAACCUCUCUGUGCAAGCUGGUCCAGUAUUUGACAAGCUUUAUGGUUAAAAAAAGAAGAAAAAAAAUUAAAAAUGUAUAAGUCUGUGUCUCAAGUAGGAAUUUUCUGUGCUCCAACUUGUUUUCAUUGCUUCUUCCUCUGUGCAUCUCUGAGUUUUUCUCUACAUGCUGUUAGGUGUUUGUAGACAGCAAUAAGAUCUAGCCUUACCCUCCUCUUCCUGAGGUUCAGCCAAGGCUUUCAGCCUCUCUUCAUCCAUCAUGUGUCCCCAGACCUGAUCUCUACAAUGGCCCUCUGGUAGACUUCAGUAUAUCAAUAAUUUUCUUGUGGUGGAGACACCAAAAUCAGACAGAAUAUUUCAGAUAAAGAUGUCCUGCAUAUGUUACAGUGUCAGUAUAAUUUCUUUAUUCUAGAUUUUCUCAUUAUUUAAUUGAAACAAACUCUAUGAUAAGAUUCUCAUUUGAAAACUGACUUUAAAAAAGUCAUUUAGGAAGCACCAGUAUAGAGUUUUUCUAAGAAAAUUUUCUGAGUCUGUGUAUAAAAAUACCCUGAUAGAAGUACACUUUUUAUAAUGCCAGCUCAAGGCCUGGCAAGAAAAAAUCUGAUUUUCCAACAUAGUCAUUGCUGUUUUCCCUUAAACUGAAAGUAUGUAUUGUUUCACUUGUACUAUGUCUAAUAAGAGGACAUGUGAUGCUGUAUUUUAGUCAUUUUUUGGACUGAAACAGGACUUUAGUGCACCUUUGUUCAGUUUCAUUUUCCCCUUGGCAGAUAAAGAGCAACCUAAAAUACAAUGUGACUUUUGUAAAGGUUGUUCUAACAGAAAAGGGGAUUCCAACCUUUUUCAUGUUGUUAUCACAGAGGUUUUGGGUUUGGUUUUGCUAGCCAGAAAAUUGUAUUGCUUGGAUAAAUGGGCAAGUGAGGAAGAAAAAGAAUGAAUUGAAAUAUUAGAUUCUGUCAGUGUCUUGGACAAGGCCCUGAACACUCUGAUGUAACCAAACUAUCUUUAAAACAGAUCAGGUGAUCUCCCAAGGUACCUUCCAACAUCAACUUUGCUGUGUUUCUAUGAUACAUUUCAGAACUCUUGCUGAUUAAAUGUGUACUGGUUCUAGUCUUUCCCAGUCUUGUGCUGGCAGAACAGGCUGUAGGGCAGGUCUGCAGGGUUUUUGUUGAACUCUGAUAGUAUCAUCCUUAUUAAACUUUGUAAGGUUUCAUUGCGAGGGAGACUUAGAGAGGAGGGAAUUUUCAAAGGCCAAAACCCUUAGCAAACCAGUUUGAAGCAAUAUUGUACCAUGUGAUGUGUCACCACUGCAGGGACCAAGCUGGUAUUAUGGAUACAAGUUUGCUAGCCUGGAAGACCCAUGUAAUGUCUCAAGAAUCAUUUCCAGGACCUGAAAUCUAAGCCAAAAUGUACUUCUGUAAAGGUGACUGUUAAUGUCUGGGGUUGGGUUCUUUUGGUGUUUUUUAGUUGGCUGGGUUUUGGUUUAGUUUUUGUUUUCAUUGUUGUUAGUUGGGAUUUGU